This is a messenger RNA of Seminavis robusta, 1065 nucleotides long. NCBI's taxonomy places the organism in Eukaryota, Bacillariophyta, Bacillariophyceae, Naviculales, Naviculaceae. The record is from the annotation of a GenBank genome assembly.
AUGGGAGUCCAAGUUCCUACUAGAGUUUCCACAAAGACGCACAAGCCAAUGCGUUUAUCAGCAGUGCUUAGUGGAGUGCUUCUCAAGAUGAAGGGACCGCCGUGUAAGAGUAUUGUUGUCAAGAAGAAGAAGAAAGACUCUUCGGGUACAGCACCUAGUAAAACCACCACUAAGGUGUACAAUGAUCUUCCAGAAGACGCUACGGCACAUAUUCUGAGCUUUCUACCAUUGCAGCAAGUUGUGAGAUUGCGUACAUUGAGCAAGCACUUUGCCCAAGCAGGCCAUUUGGCAGUUUUGGAAAAGCUACAAAUGGCAGGGUUCACCAACAUUACGUGUCCAUCCGAUGCCCUCUUGAAACUGACGCAACCCCAUCAGAAAGUGCGCAACUGGAUGCAUGCAGAAUACAAGGGAGUGGCAAACAGCAACAUCAACUACAAUAAGAACUACGGUGGAGCCGUGGAGGUUCUGCAAUUUCCAAUUGUCCACGACACGGAACUAUGGGACCGCAUGGGGCCCUUGUUGAACCGUCCGCGGUUGCAUGAAAAGUAUUUGUGGAUGCUACCAGACCGCAAUAAUAAUGGACAAGAACAAGCUGUGGGAGUGGAUUUACGAAGUAGCUGUUUCCGAGUUUGUGUUUCCAUCAAACAGUGCCUCCAAGAAUAUCGAGCCACACUGGAGGAAACCGCCACAUUGUUUUCGGAUUGGCACUUUCGUGCCGUAGAUAUCAUGCUCCGAAAGGAGGUGGAGACCCUUUUGGCUCUGCAAUCUCAAGGACAUGAAAUGGCAUGUGUGGCUUUUGUUUCCAAGCCAUCAACAUCAGAAGCUCUGGAAGGCAGCAUUUACCAAACAGUGGUCGAUGCCAUGGAAGAGCCACUGAUGAAGCAAGCCAUCCGAAUCCGGGGAAGAAACACGGAAGAAAACUCGUCUCCAUGUUUUCUCGACCUUGCUCGGGUCGGCAUUGUCAUUCGAGUACCAUGUGCAGAGCAUCAGUCUUUGUUCCAAAAGUUUGAUACCAUGGUCAAGGAACACAGCAGGCAAGAGGUCGCCAACUUGCUGAAUAUGUAG